Closterium sp. Yama58-4 is the source of this 1836-nucleotide messenger RNA. Lineage: Eukaryota; Viridiplantae; Streptophyta; Zygnematophyceae; Desmidiales; Closteriaceae. The record is from the annotation of a GenBank genome assembly.
AUGGACGGCAAUCCUUUCGGCCGCCAUCAUCGUCACACCCAGCGGGGUGCAUUUCCAUUCGAUCCACAACCUCUCGAAGCAAACGACGAUUUUUCCGCUCCCUGGCCCGCUCCCGCCAGUGGCAUCGCCGGCGUUUCCCCCGCUUCCGCCUCCGCUGCUGUUUCCAUCUCCCACUUCCUCCCCACUCACUUCAACCCUCCGAAUGCUUCCGCAUUUGGCGCAGCCGCUGGAUCCCCGGCGGACCGUUCCGCGGCUGCCGCGCAGCCCUUUCUGCGCAAUGAGGUGCAGUUUUCCGCGCCUUCUGCGCCUUUCGCGCCGUCUCCCGCAGCUGCGCUUGAGUUCGCGUUGCUAGAAUCGCAGCUGUUAUCCGCAGUGGCGCAGCAAUCGUCUCAUCAAGCGUCUCAUCAAGCGUCGCAGCAACUCUUAACCUGCAUCAAGACCUCCACUAAUGAGGAUGCCAUCGCCAUGGUGCUCCUGCUCCUGCUGGAAGAGCAGCGCGCUGCCAAGGAGACAUCCUUCUUCCUCAAGCGCCUGCGGGUGAUUCGCUCCGAGUACCUGCUGAGGCACCACUCCCUUGUACGCUCCAUCGAGCUCAAUCUCCACCGGGACGUCGCAGACAACAACGCGAUCCGCCAGCAGGAGAUCCAACGGCUCAGGCGCGUCUGCGUGGCCGGCAUGACAGCUGGCGCGUCGCUCUCGCAGCACCAGAUGGUGUACCGGCGGCUGUGGACGCGGCCGCGGUCGCGUGCGUGGUGGGAGGAGUGUAUUGACCCGAAUUACCCCACGGAAACGUUCCGAAAGACAUUCAGGAUGAGCCGGGAGACCUUCAUGGAGCUCUGUGAGAUUCUGGGGCCGCUGAUUGUGAAACGAUCAACCAGAAUCAGGGAGGCGAUUCCUGUGGACAUCAGGAUUGGAGCGUCGAUCUGGCGCUUGGCCACUGCCGAGCCUCUGCACUUGAUCUCCAGGAGGUUUGGGCUCGGCCAGACCACGGUGCAUUUCGUCUCGAAUGACGUUCUCAGGGCGCUGAACGAAGUUGUUUUGCCCAAGGUGGUCGUUUGGCCCGAGCCGGGCAGCACCCGGGCAGCUGAAAUUUCUUCCCAAUUUCUGGACUUGUUCGGGUUGGAUCACGCUUCGUCUGUGGCACAGCAGCUGGGAAACGGGAAGCUGAUUGCAACUCUCUACACAACGCACCUGCCCAUCAACACGCCUCGGUCUAACCUUGCAAAGUACCACAACAAGCAGCACACUGAGCGUUUUGCCCGCCCCUCCUACUCCAUAGCCAUGCAAACGGCCAUUGAUGCUAACGGGCAGUUUUUAGACCUUUGCAUCGGGCUGCCCGGCGCGCUUUCUGACGAGGAGGUGUUGCAGCAGUCGACCCUCCACCAGAAAGGACAAGCUGGAGAGCUCGAGGGAGCCAAGGUCAUCGGGUUGCGGUCGUACCCGCUUCUGGAUUGGCUGCUGGUUCCGUACGCCCAAUCAGAGAGCUCCACGUGGUACCAGGCGACAUUCAACGAGUACAUAGAGAAGGGCACUGCGGUGGGGAAAGACGCAAUUGGCCGCCUGAAGGGACGCUGGCGGAUCCUGCUUCGGCGGGCGGAGGGGAAGCUGCAUGAGCUGCCGCGGUUGGUGGGGGCGUGCUGUGCGCUGCACAACUUUCUGGAGCAGAAGGGAGAGGCGUUUGAUUCUGAGUGGGCAUAUGAGGCGUUUGAUGACUUUGUGCCCGCCAAGCGAGCCGAUGAGGAAUCCCCUGCUGCCGUGGCCGAGAGGGAUGCGCUGGCCCACGGCAUGUUCCAGGCCGUGCACGGGUGGGAGGGCGACGCUGCCAAUACGCUUUGA